Molecule: messenger RNA, 813 nt
Organism: Trichoderma reesei QM6a
Lineage: Eukaryota; Fungi; Ascomycota; Sordariomycetes; Hypocreales; Hypocreaceae
Exons: 1
Coding region: 1-813 (270 amino acids)
Cellular component (GO): cytoplasm; nucleus
Molecular function (GO): RNA polymerase core enzyme binding; RNA polymerase II CTD heptapeptide repeat phosphatase activity
Source: RefSeq, a predicted model, not a curated record
AUGGCGGACCGAUCCGGCAGGCUCAAGGGCAUCCUCAAAGACUCCAUUAUACCACCGGGCGACUCCAAGCAGACGGCACGCGAAAUCGCCAUCCACCACGCAACCCUCCUCCAACAGCGCAAAGACCUCGAAGCCCAGAUCCUCGACAGCGUCAUCCUCCUAUCAGAAUACCCGCUCGUCAGAGAAGCCCCCUACAGCUCUGCGAACCCCGCUCCGUCCGACGUCUCAGACUUCAAGGCCAACGUGCGACUGUUCCAGCCCUCCGACUACGAUGACCUCAUCGAAGAGCGCAACGUGAAUGAACUCUGCGGCUACACGCUCUGCUCAAAACCAAGACGCCAGACGGGCGGCGGCGGGGAGUGGAAGCUUACGAGCAGCGGCGAGAUUGUCAAGCGCAAGGAGCUUGAGAAGUGGUGCUCUCAGACAUGUGCGCGCAGAGCCCUCUUUGUCAAGGUCCAGCUGAACGAGACGGCCGCUUGGGAGCGGGCUGGUAUCCCCGACAUCCAGAUUGAUCUCUUGGACGAGGACAAGUCUACGGAGACGGAGGCUGAUCGGACUGCGCGCAAGCUUGGUGAGCUGAAGCUGGAUGACCAGCGGCAGGCUGCGCGAGACUCGGCUGCUUUGGCGAUGGAACGCGGUUUUAAUGGAAUCACCUCUUCCUUGGACAAGGUCAAGAUUACGCUGAAGGAGAAGGACGUCGCGGCGCCUUCUGAGAUGGCUUCCCAGGUCGGAAAUGCCAAUACAGAGGAUCAUCUACUGGUUGACGGCCAUAAAGCAAAGAUACCGGAGGAGGAUAUGAAGGAUUCAGAAUGA